GAGAGCAUGAGGGAGGAGGGGGGAAAGGAUGGAGCGAGGGAGCAGAGAGAGAGAGCAUGAGGGAGGAGGGGGUGGGGGGUAAGGUGGUGGUAAUGUGUGAGUAGCGGGUGCUCUCGCUUCAAUGUAGCAGCCAGCGUAGUGGCAGAUCGCUAGAAUACUGGAGGGAGCGGGGUCGAGUGAGCUAUUUGGGGUUCCCAAAUAUCUGGGACAAACAGGCAGACAGAAAGACACACAGGCGGAUGGACGGAAAGAUAGGCAAGUGCUCCGACAAAAACGAGAAACGUAACGGAUAUUCGGCUUUCUUUUUAUGUUGUUUCCGUUCUUUAUUUAUUUAUUUGGCUUUAUUUAUUUAUUUAUUUAUCGAUUGAUUGCGUUUUAAUUACUGCCUUGUGACAGGGAGUGAGGGAGGAGGAGCGUCGGCCAAGCGGGCACGUUGUGUAGCCUUUCCAAAUGUUUAUUUAUUUCAGUUGAUUAGCUUAAUGCGACUAUUUUACAUGCAUUUUAAACACGAUUCGCUGCUUUGUAGCCUGCUUAUGGGUGAAUGUGGGUGUAUAUAGCCUACAUGUGAGAGGCAGUGAGAAAGUGCUAUCAGCUAUACACCAAAUAAAGUAGAUUAACCAAAAAUAACAAAUCCAAAUAUAUCACAAUAAUUGUUGUACUUUAUGCACGCCAGCGUGACUCGGGUUUCGUCUGUUUGUAUUGUAAUAUUAUCCAUUUGAUUUACCAGCGCAAACCAAAGCUAACCCGGGUGAGGAACGCUAAGAAACGAGCGACUGUUACGGUGUUUGUUCUCACGCCUGUCGAUAGGAAAACAGUGGGCUAACAUUGAGACUAUGCUAAUAUAAACGCAUACAGGAGAAAUAUAACGAUUAGGCUAUUGUAUGGUUACUUACAGUUUGCCACGGCAUACGAGAGAGACAGGAGCAAAGAUCUGGACAUAACCACAGGCUUAUAAUACAAGUAUUAUUACUAUAUUAGUCCUGAUAGUGUUCUUCUGAUAUAGUAGUGGGAGUUCAGUUGUGGUUCUAUCCGUCUGUGUGUUGGGUCUGGGCUGUUUCAUUAGCCUGAUUGCUGCACAGUCAAGGAGCACCAUAUAGAUAUAUGUUUUAUGCACAUUUACAUCCAAAAUCCUGCGGAUGAGAAACAGACAUCCUAAAACGUAAAUAGAGCUAUCCAGCAUAGCCUAGAUGUGUACGCGCGAUCAACUGGUAAGCUAAACAACGAAUGUACUAAGUUUUCGAUACCAAGUAUAUUUCAAACGGACGAAGAUUCACAGAAGAGGAACCAUCUUUUCACAAUAUUACUGAAAAAUGAUAUGAAACAAAACCAGAAGACGGAGGAAGAUCAUGUUUGUUCCCUUGCCGGUGCCGUUCAUGUUUCAGAGAACUGCCCCUGACCUCAACGCCUGGCGUCAGAAGUCCCCGUUGGCUCUACGUUCCGACUCCGAAAUCAGGAUGUCAAAGCCAGUUGAGGUUGAGAACACAGUGACUGACUCUCCAAUGGAGAGCACAGAUUCAGAGCGGAAUGGUCCUGACUCAAAUCAUCAGCUUCAGCAGAUGAAAAUCAGCCCCUUUCACCUUUCUCCAACCCUCAGCAGCAACAAGAAUAAGAUGGAAGAGUGUGGUGAGAUGUCCCUGGGCCCUGCUCCCCACCACAGCCACGCCCCCUCACAGACGCCCCUCCCACACACACAGCUCAUGCUGACCGGCUCCCAACUGGCAGGGUUGACAGCUCUCUUGCCAGCUCAGCAGCAGUUGUUACUGCAGCAGGCUCAGGCCCAGCUUCUAGCUGCAGCUGUGCAGCAGUCUGUUCAGCAGUCCAACGCAGCUCACGCAGCUCACGCAGCUCAUGCAGCCCACGCAGCCGCCCAAGCCAAUCAGCAAGCUCAGGCAGCCGCAGCAGCCAAUCAACAUGCCCAGCAGCAGGCGGGACAGACAGGGCAGCAGGGCAAAUCACAGCCCCAGGGACAGAGCACACAGGAACAGACAGGUCAACCUGUCCCUGUCCCGCCCACUCAUCCUCAGCUCACCCUCUCUCAGCCAAUUCAGCUCACCGCCCAGGACAUCCAGCAGUUGUUGCAGCUGCAGCAGUUGGUUCUGGUGCCAGGACACCACCUGCAGUCUCCUCAGUUCCUCCUCCAACAGCACCAAGGGCAGCAAGGCCUACUGAUUCCCUCACUUCUUCACUCGUCAGGACUGCUAUCAACACCAAAUCUGAUUCAGCUACCUCAGCAAAACCAAGGGAGCCUCCUGUCCACUCCCAGGCUGGGGCUCCAAGCACAGAGAGAUAAGGCUAUGGAGGGCAGUGGGGUCAUGACCUCUGUGUCCUCUGUGACCUCUCACCCCGAGGAGCCCAGUGACCUUGAGGAACUGGAGGUGUUCGCCCGCACCUUCAAACAGAGACGCAUCAAACUGGGCUUUACACAGGGUGAUGUGGGAAUGGCCAUGGGGAAGCUAUAUGGUAAUGAUUUCAGCCAGACCACCAUCUCUCGCUUCGAGGCCCUCAACCUGAGCUUUAAGAACAUGUGCAAACUCAAACCACUACUGGAGAAGUGGCUCAACGAUGCAGAGACCAUGUCCACAGACAGUACCAUGCCCAGCCCCAGCUCUCUGUCCUCUUCCUCAAUGGGCUUUGAGGGCCUGCCGGGCCGACGCAGGAAGAAAAGAACCAGCAUCGAGACUAACGUCCGCGUGGCCCUGGAGAGAGCCUUCAUCACGCAGAACCAGAAGCCUACCUCAGAGGAGAUCCUGUGUAUCGCGGACCAGCUCAGCAUGGAGAAGGAGGUGAUCCGCGUUUGGUUCUGCAACCGCCGACAGAAAGAGAAGCGUAUCAACCCCAACAGUGCCACCCCUCCCUUGCCCAGCCAGCCCCCCCAAGCCCCACCGACGCACAAACCCCCCUGCUACAGCCCACACAUGAUGUCCAGUCAGCUGUCCAAUCAGCUGUCCAGUCAGAUGUCCAGUCAGCUGUCCAGUCAGCUGUCCAGUCAGCUGUCCCAGGCAGUGACCAGCCUCAGCACCACAUUGACCACAAUGUCAUCGUUCUCCCCUCUGAUCCCCAGUGGUCCCACCCACUCAUCUCUUAGCUCCGCCUCCUCCCCAGUGACUCCUCCUCCUCCUCGCAGCACAGCCAGCCCAGCCACUCCCAGCCACAGCACACUGAGUCUCAACACAGGCUUAUGGCGUUUGGGUAAAAAGAAUGGUGAUGUGUCUAACUACAUCACCGAUUUUGCUGCAAACUUGAGGAACACUGUGAUGGGAGUAAACACAGGGAACCAGGCUCUGAACCAAGCUCUCCUCAGCAACAACCCUUUGGCUACUAUACAAGCCCUAGCAGCCAGUGGUGGCCAGCUGCCCCUUUCCAGUCUUGAGGGAGGCAGUAAGGUGUUGCUGGGUGGUGCAGGGGGGCAGGGAGGGGGUCUCCAGUCCUCCUUCUUCCUCAACCACCCCGCUUUCCUCCACAUGGGCCACAAUCCUGGUGCUGGAUUGGUUAGCGCUGCCGUAGCCAAAGCAUCCCAGCCCUCCCCUUUCCCCUCCACCAGUAGCAUAAGCCCCACCCCCUGCUCCCCCUCCCCUUGCUCCAGCCCCGCCUCUUCCUGCGACUUCGAUGAAUUGGCGCACAGCCCAUCCUCAUUGGGAGGGGCUAAGAUUGAGUGACACAGCCAAGUGCCAAUCAGAGAGGAGGAGGAGAAAGGAGGAAACAACAACCUGGCCUUUCAACCAAAGCUAUCUCUUUUAUCACUCUCGCCCUACACUCUCUCUCUAUUUCCCCCAGUCUUUCGAUGCCAAAAAUACACAGAAUGAAAGAGAGUGGAGGGGGGAGUCAGAAGUGAAAAGGGGGAGAAGGGGGGAAAGAGGAAGAUUGAAACCAAAAAUCUUUAUCUAUCCAAAGUGAUGGAGGAGGCAUCGUGGGACUGUUUAGUCAAUACUGAGCGAUAUCGCACCUCUCCUUUCUGUCUCUCUUUCUUCCCCAGGAAAAUAAACCAAUGACAAACAACAGGAUUAGAGAUGUGUCGAAUCGCGUGAACCACAAAUGACAAAAAUAAACAUUACUGUGUGUUUUGGGGGAAUGGUGACAGGGACAGAAAAAAGAAGUGGAUGAUUUUCUUUGAAAAGCUGCAGGUCUGAAAGAGGAGGAGAUGGGAGGAGGAUUUUAAACCAAAAAUGUACCUGAGGAGGAGAAGAGGAACGCACGAUGACAAAAAUCAACAACCAUACCAAAAUCCCAGAAACCAAAAAUACGGAAGGAAAAGCUUUAUCCAAACGACUUGUACAUACUGAUCCUAUCCAGGACCAGGUCUCUGCCACACACACACACACGAUAUCCACAGCCGAUCACAUUCAUCUAUCCAUCUGAUUAGUCAUCCACCCUUCAUGUCUGUCAUAGUCUGUCACUCACUUUCACUGCAGUUAUAUUGUUUCUGUGGGAUAUUUUAGAUUGUUAUAAAUGGUUGAUACUGAACGAGCCAAGCUUACAGGUGUUUCGUUUGUGUUUUCCUACCACUGCUUCUUUAAGUAUCGUAUCCUAUCUCCCCCUUGCUUUCCAAUAGUUGGAGUCUGUCAUCGUCAUCAAUAUCAUCAUCUUGUGCCAUUUACUUCAUGUUGUCAGAGAUAAUAAGAGACGAGAGGGAACAAGAGAUCAGGCUGAGUGUAGCAGUUUCCAGCCUUGAUAAAAACCUCUCUCUCUCUCCAUAAUUACUCACAACAAAAUGACUCACUUGAUGAAAUAAUAUUAGACUUAAACUCAAUGUAGUCCUUGUGAAUGGCCAAUCCACCAUGGUGACAGUAUGAAAUUGAGCGUGAUUGGAGAUUUAACCUAGUAACAUUUUGAAGCAAGAAAUAGGUAAUUUGAUAAAAAUGUUAGUUUAGUCAUGGACAGGUCUGUCUUACGUUGUCAAUCAGCCAUCUGUCUCGACAUGCAGUAGAGAAAACAGAGAUCAAAACCUGUUUAAUGUUUAAUAUAUGUUGUUUUUAUUGUUCAUCAUCCCUCCAUCCAUCCCAUUUUCACUGUCAUUUUCCACCCAAAUCUGCCAUUAUUACACGUUUAAACCAAAGCAUUUGUUACUCUUCAGAGGAGUCAGCCAUGACAUUAACACUCACAUACUGUAGGGGUUGGGGACACACCCUACCCCUCCCGCUGAACCCCCCUAGUUGACCCCUUCCAUCUCCUUAUGCCCAAGAGGGUCACUUCAAAAGGACAGAACCCUCACCCAACAUAAAAGGGGUGCAUACGGGGAGGGGAUCGGAUGGUGCGAUGGGAUCAAACAUACAGAAAGAGGGGAUGUUUUUGUAAGAGGAUACCAAAAAUACAAACCAAAAAUGUCAGAAACAAACCAAAAAGAAACACAACCAAAUAUGGAUGGGGGGGGUGAGGGGAGGAGGACAAAUGUACGUUUCUACAGACUGGAACUGACACCUCUGUCUGUUAUCCAACUAACUGGGCUUCAGUGGCCCUCUCUAAACUGUGUAGCACAGAUGGACAGAUGUAUGGAUAGAUGUAUGGAUAGAUGUAUGGAUAGAUGUAUGGACAGAUGUAGAUGUAUGGACAGAUGUAUGGAUAGAUGUAUGGAUAGAUGUAUGGACAGAUGUAUGGAUAGAUGUAUGGAUAGAUGUAUGGACAGAUGUAUGGACAGAUGUAUGGAUAGAUGUAUGGACAGAUGUAUGGACAGAUGUAUGGAUAGAUGUAUGGAUAGAUGUAUGGACAGAUGUAUGGACAGAUGUAUGGAUAGAUGUAUGGACAGAUGUAUGGACAGAUGUAUGGAUAGAUGUAUGGACAGAUGUAUGGAUAGAUGUAUGGAUAGAUGUAUGGAUAGAUGUAUGGAUAGAUGUAUGGAUAGAUGUAUGGACAGAUGUAUGGAUAGAUGUAUGGAUAGAUGUAUGGACAGAUGUAUGGACAGAUGUAUGGAUAGAUGUAUGGAUAGAUGUAUGGACAGAUGUAUGGAUAGAUGUAUGGACAGAUGUAUGGAUAGAUGUAUGGACAGAUGUAUGGACAGAUGUAUGGAUAGAUGUAUGGAUAGAUGUAUGGAUAGAUGUAUGGAUAGAUGUAUGGAUAGAUGUAUGGACAGAUGUAUGGAUAGAUGUAUGGACAGAUGUAUGGACAGAUGUAUGGAUAGAUAGGACACAUUUCCUCCCUCACUCCAAACUCAGCUCUUCUUCUCUGGUCCUGGAUGGAGAAAUCUCUAAUAACCUCAUUGAACUGAAUCUUCUAAAUCUGUGUUUUACAUGUUUCUGUUUGUUGCUUUAUUUUCUAUUUGAUUUGUUUGCUGUGUCUCUUGAUGCUGUUUAUGUGCUGUUCUUUACUCAUUUAGGAUAAUAACGUAUUCACUUACUACAACAGCUCCUUCUUUUUUCCUAGUUGUUCUAGAGAUUUUAUCAGGUGGUUGGAAAAAUACUGUGAAAAUUUUGCUUCCAGAUUUUUAUUAGAUAAAAUAAAACUGACUCUCUUGGCAGAAAAAAAGACAGAAAAAGUCCAAAACAAGAGUUGAAAAGCAAAACGUGCAAACCAAACACCAAACACCAAACACCAAACACCAAACACCAAAUACCAAAAAUCCAAACCAAACCAAACACCAAAUACCAAACACCAAAUACCAAACCAAACACCAAAUACAAAACACCAAACACUAAACCAAACACCAAACACCAAACCAAACACCAAAUACCAAACCAAACACCAAACCAAACACCAAACACCAAACCAAACACCAAACCAAACACCAAAUACCAAACACCAAACCAAACACCAAAUACCAAACCAAACACCAAAUACAAAACCAAACACCAAAUACCAAACCAAACCAAAUAUCAAACCAAACCAAAAAGGCAGGAUAAAACUAGAGAUGGUUCAACUGCCGUCCCUGCCGUUGCAUUAGGGCUCACACUUAUGAUUGUGUCAAUUUAUCUGAAGUGUGUGCGUAUGUGCGUUGUGUGAGGGUGUGAUAGUGUGUGUGUGUGUGUGUGUUGUGUGUACACGCGUUAUAGAAAGAAUUCAGUGGAGUUUACAAAGAUGUUCUCUCUUGCACGUUUACCCCCGUUAUCAAACACACAAACACACUUGUACUUUACACACACACACUUUUACACACACACACACACACACACACACACACACACACACACACACACACACACACACACACACACACACACACACACACACACACUUACUGUAUACACACACACACACACACACACUUACUGUAUACACACACACACACAUACUUCAGCAAAAAUUUACAGUAGAGUUUAAAAUGCAUCCAAAGAGUACAGCUCCACAGCUGUGGAGGUUCUAACCACGAGGUGAAACCUUUCCUCAACAUGAACUCUUAGACGGAAUGUAUCUGUUAGUGCUUCUAUAGAUUUUGUAGAAAAAAAGAUCUGUGUCCUAAUGCUUACUUAUUGCUAAUGUAUUGAAAAACAUACAAAAAAUAUCUUAAAAAACAUUGAUGAUAAUGACUUGAUUUUAGACCAAAAAUGUUACUCUCUCUUGAUAAAUAUAUGGUUUAUUUUUCUUUGUCGAAUCAUUUAGGACUUUUGAUUGAUUGUACUAUUUAUUCAUCUUCAAUUUGAUUGAUUGAAGCUUAUAUUGAUUUCUUCUAACUAUUUAUUUGUUAUUUAUUCUAGAGUCUUUUUACAGGGGAUAUAAUUUGGGGUAUAUAUUUAUAAUAUAUAUUAUGUGGCUGUGACCAAAAAUCCUGCUGAAGUACCUUCUCACUUCUUCAAACCAGAUACAUGCAACCACAGGUCUCACGGGGCCUAGGAGAACAUGGUCAUGUUUGACCACAGACUCACUGCGACUACUCUUAAGGGGUGGGGGUGAGCUCACCGAGACUCUUUUCAAAUGGAUGGGGUGAGCUUACAGGGGGCAGCACUGUGUCUACUUCAGUACGACCACCUAACAGCAUUUUCUCAGGCAUUACAGGGCAGGGAAAGGUCAUGGGAAUAGGAACGUCAGCUUCAUAUGUAAAUUUGAGCAAUUUAAUGUUUUCAGGUGUUGAAUGCUGUCUUUCCUAAAUAUGGGGUUAAUUGUCCUAACGAUAAUGAUAUUACUAGUGAUGUCCUUAUUGUAUGAUUGAUGAGUAAUGACUGGUGAGAUGAGAGGGACAGAGCAUCUGAGUGUUUCUGGCUUUAUGUGCGGUCUUGUGAUGUUGUGUUUAGUUGAAGUGGGGAUAGGGAGCCUCAGUAGGGUUCUCUACAGCCUUACUACAGUCCAGGAUUGUUACUGGAGACCCACACCCAGGUGGGAUCAAAUCAGUCAUGAGUGAAACUUUUAAAACAUUGUAUUAAUAAAUCUCAAAGCUUUAGAACUGCAGUUUGCUCCCAUUACGAUGUAUACCAUAUAUUUUGGACGGAUCAGGUUAGAGGGAUUAUAUCCCGGAUGUACGGUUAGUCAGCGCUGCCUAUAAGAUAGUAUAAUGUAUGUUUGAAUAUAGCCCAACGGUUCUGGAAGAGAGCUCCGCUGACAGGGAUGGUCAGGCAGGCAGAUUGCUCUUAAAGAUACAGUGCUGUUCCCUCACAACCUCUCCUCUCCUCAUGAGAAAUACACUGAAAGCUUUAAACAGCUACCAAACCAAAAAACUAGUUAGAAGAUGCAUUGACUGGGGCAAAGGAACGUGACAGAGGGAAUUGUUUUCUUUUCUUUCUGUUUUGACUUUUCUUAAUGUUGGUAGGUUUUGUUUCCCACAUCUACUGUAGGAUGUUAAAGAGAGAUAUACCUCAUAUACUCUGAUGAUAAACCAAAUAGAUGAAAGGUUUUUUUUUUAAAGCGAGGUUCGUGUGGGGAUCGGGGUGUGACUGUGUGUACGUGUGUGUGUGAGUGUGACCAUGGAUGGCCAGAGCGAGGUUUGGGUCCGGCAGAGUUCAAAGGUAAAUAAUGGGGUCAGAGGUCACAUUUCCUGUGCCCCAUCCUAAUCAGGAGACAUUUUGGGUACCAAGUUGUAUGCCAGCCCUCUCGCUGUGGUUCCCAGUCCACUCCCCCACACACCUCCCUCUCCGUCUGGUCUGAAGAACAACCCCCCGCUCUGUACAGCCCUCUCUCCAUCCCCGUCUCCCCUACUGCUCCCUCCUUGCUGAAACAAAACACUCUCCAAGUAUAAGUUUUCUAUAGGCACAGAUAUAGGAUCAGCUUACCUUCCUCCAAAUCCUAAUCUUAAUUAACCAUUGAGGGAACAUAACACUGGCCCUAGGUCAGUGUAUAUGGAGCAACUUUUUCCUACUCCUUAACACAAAGCUUUAUUACAGGGGCUAGCCUCUGGGUACCCAGCAUCUUUAGGUGAUUGACUGGAUGUUGUGUCCUUCAGAGAUGUGUGUGGCAGCGAGCGCAGGAGGGUUAGGUGACUGGGGAAGGGCUGAGACUGUGGUUGCUAGGUGACGCAUGCAUACACUCCCCCAAGGUGGAAGUCCCUAUUUCUCCCUUGCUCUUUCCUUCUGUAAUGAGGUGUAGAUCAGUUUAGGUCCUCUACAUCCUGGUAGGAUGCUCAGGGUCUUAGGGAUCACAUGUAAAGUGUAGGUCCUUUCAAUAGGGAUACCCCCACAAGAGAAUGAUACCAAAGUUUAUGCCCUACUGUUGGAUACAGCACUAUGCACUCACUCCCUAAAACCCUGCUGUUUACCAGUGUCUGCACUGUUGGAGCUAGGAACAUAAGCAUUUCGCUACACCCGCGAUAACAUCUGCAAAAUAUGUAUACGCGACCAAUAAAAUGUGAUUUGUCCAUUCAGAGACUACACCUCUCCUGUAGACUGAGUAGUCACCUGGCCAUAGGCACAGGCACAGAUCUAGGAUAUGUUAACCUUUCCCUAAUCAAACUAUUAGUGUAGGCAGAACACAAAACUGACCUUAGAUCAGCACCUAGAGGCAACAAAUCCUACUCCCUCUACUAUAGCCUGGGUCAACAUUAUCGCAGCAGAGUUUAGCCUGGAAGAACAUCUCUCCAGAAUGUUUGGCAUUAACCAUUUUGUACAUUUUACAGUCUGAACAUCACAAAAUUGAUUCAGUUCAUGGAUUAAUUCCUUGUAGUCUCAGCGAAACACCUCAGCGACUGUGUCAAACGAGAAACAAAGGAAACUGUGAAAUGUAGGAAUUGAUAUUGCAACCUGGACUCAGGGAUAGACGUAACAUAGUAAAAGUAAAUCUGGGACAGUGAAAUUAGUAUGAUUUGUUACGUUUGGUAUGAGACCAGGUUGGAAUUGAUUUCAAUUGGAGCAGAACAAGCAAUGAUUGACAGUUUACUGAUAGAUGACAGAACAUCGUGUAGAUGUCAAGGCAGGAGAAAGCAAAGGGGGACAAAAAGACAAUAGCAAAGAAAACAAAAAAAGAGGAUGACUGAUAUUCCUCGUACCUACUCACUUCCACACUCCCUCUCUUUCAUACUUUCUUCUAUCUUCAUUCUCUCUCUUGUAUAAUACAGCUUCAGUCCAAAGUUCCUUAAGCAAGACAACAAAGUCCGAUCGUACAGAAUAAAACCAAAGAGUUCGACAUUCCUCCUCUCUUUCACAGACAGCCACUGCAUCCCUCUUUCUUUCUCUCCUUUCUGUCUAUUCAUCUCUUUUCGGCUCCAACCCCGUCACCUAGUAAUCCAGUUUCUGACCUCAGCUAUCCUAAGGGAAAUAUCAAAGAUGAUAAUAAUGAUGAUAAAAAUGUAUAUUUUUAAUUAUUUGUCAUUUGAAAAUGACAUUAAGCUUCUCGUAAAUAUGAUGAUGAUGACGAUGAAGACAAUAAUGACGUUUCUCUUGGUAUCUCUGUAGUUGUUCUGAUCCUUUUUGAGUUUUGUCCUUUUCACUCGUGCUGCCAGAGUAAUUCUGAUGAUCCCAUGAUUCUCCAAUGAGUUUGUUAACCCUGUCAUUUUAGUUCUAUCUGUCUCUUACCACUAUCUGUCUAUCUGUCUGUAUUCCAUGUCACUCUCUGUGUUCGUUGGGCAGAGGGAAAGCUACAUGUUACAACCGAAAAUAUGAUGUGUAUGUGGGAGAAUUCUUUACGAGGCGUUAUGGAGAGUUUUUCCAGGGAAUUACAGACUUCUUUGGAAGUGAUGGUGGUUUGGGGGGAGGGGUUAAUAAACGGAGGGAGGAGGGAAAACGGUCAUAACUGCUAUAACUGUUCUGUGGAAAUAAAACCACAAGAUGUGUGUGUGUGUGUGUGUGUGUGUGUGUGUGUGUGUGUGUGUGUGUGUGUACCUCAAACUGUAUCUAAUCUGUUAGAUAAGCAACAGGUUUGUAAACAUUGGCUUGAUUAGGUGAUUUACUGUUAGUCAACAUGUAGUUAAUUUCCCUCUGUCCGACCUUCAACCUUUGUUGUCUGUUUCCCUAUCUGUUCUAGUGUGUGGUGUGUUUGUGUGUGUGUGUGUGUGUGUGUGUGUGUGUGUGUGUGUGUGUGUGUGUGUGUGUGUGUGUGUGUGUGUGUGUGUGUGUGUGUGUGUGUGUGUGUGUGUGUGUGCUCAUCCUGCCUCCUGUGAGCAGUCCUCUUUUCUCUCCCUUCUCCCUGUCUCUCCCUCCCUUCUUCCUUGUGGUAGCAACUUAGCCUUUUACUGUGUUUAUCUUUAAAACAAAAACAAAAAACAAGAAAAAAUAUCUCUGCUUGUUCAUAGUACAGUGUUGUUCAUUUAAAGUCAUUUUUGUAACUGAAAGUGUUUCAUUCAUCUAAAUAAAAACAGGAGACAAAAACUGUA
Oncorhynchus keta (chum salmon) is the source of this 11659-nucleotide messenger RNA. Its product is annotated as POU domain, class 2, transcription factor 2-like. The transcript has 16 exons. The coding region runs from base 1347 to 3656 and encodes 769 amino acids. Gene Ontology annotation, biological process: regulation of transcription by RNA polymerase II. The record is from RefSeq and is a predicted model, not a curated record. Gene Ontology annotation, cellular component: nucleus. Gene Ontology annotation, molecular function: DNA-binding transcription factor activity, RNA polymerase II-specific; RNA polymerase II cis-regulatory region sequence-specific DNA binding. NCBI's taxonomy places the organism in Eukaryota, Metazoa, Chordata, Actinopteri, Salmoniformes, Salmonidae.